Peniophora sp. CBMAI 1063 is the source of this 807-nucleotide messenger RNA. The record is from the annotation of a GenBank genome assembly. Lineage: Eukaryota; Fungi; Basidiomycota; Agaricomycetes; Russulales; Peniophoraceae.
AUGUCCGAUGCGCGGAGCCCAUUACCCCCCGUCUUCGGUCCAAGGUCAGCAGAUACAACGGCGGCGGCCAAGGAAAUACGGCUACGUAUUGAUUUAAAGAAGUGCACGGGUAUUUCUCCGCCCCAAAUUCCAUUGGAGAGCAUCACCUCUCGUCAUCCGGAGUCGUAUUACGUCUAUUUCGAGUACAUCUCGGGUGAUAACAUCAAGCACACCCGUUCUCGGGCCGUCCCAAUACAUAUUCGAUGUCUUUCUCAUGCGGCAGAGUGGGAGGAAACACUGUACAUCGAGUGCCUGGAACUCGGUUCCAUAUCCAUAUAUCUAUUUGGAGAUGAUACCGCCACCCACUUAUGUAGCACAUGCGUGUCUGUUCGCGAAAUACUCACGUCAUCUGAGGUAUUGCUUCACUCAGAAGGGGACAUGAAGAUGGAUACUAUGUGUACGCUCUUCGUAUCCGUCUCAUGCGUCUCUGAUGGUGUCGCCGACGAGAUGUUGAAGCUACGGCGUGGAUCUUAUGCGGCGAGAAAAUCUAAAUCCCGACACGACGGGUUGAAUGCCGCCAUACCGUCAGCAGAGGUUUCGUGGGAGGCUCUGUUCCGCCGACUGUUACCCCUCGUUCAGAUCAUGUACCGAUUCAAGAUUGGCAAUAACGAUGCAUACUUCCUCCACCGAUGGAUCUAUCGCGCAUCCCAGUUUCUUCAACUGCUUGGGACAGCCGUCACACCAUUCGUGCAGCAACAAGCUAUUGUCUCUUGCGGUCACGACUAUGGAUGCCAUCCUGCAAAUGCCAUAUGCGCGGAUAGGACGUAG